UACGUUCGUUCUUGUGAGGUUUAUUUUGUUGUCUCUCGUAAUGGUACUCAAAUGGUCUAAACUCGGCCAAAUGUCUCGAGUCUUAUCCACGCACGUUAGAGACUGGCCGAAUUGAGCGGAGCAUGCUCAGCUACAGAAGCUCCAUGACCAGAACAGAGUUCAUGGAUUGGAUAGCGACGUCGCUGUGCUCGGUCAUUUUUUGGGCCAGCGAUAAGCCUUGGAAACUCAAUUGGAACAAGACAGAAGAUCAAGACAGGGUCUGCGAUGGUGCGAGAUAACACCGAGCAGGCAUUGUUCGUUAUCUGCGACAUAACAAUCUAACACAGCACCAAGUAAAAAACAUGCAUUUAAUUGUCGCGAUAUGUGUAUUUGAAUCGCAUCACCAACUGUUGUCGAAUUAAUCGCCACACGCCAACACUUACACAAACUCGACAUCGCACAAAGAAUCGUUCUCGAAGCUCCGUGCCUUGUUUCCAUUCCCGCAGAGCCUCCUUUACCCCUGGACCCAUGGCAUCAUAUGCAAAAAUCACCCAUGCUAAUGCGGCUCUGCAACGGCGGAACCAGAUACCGUAUCCACACGGGCCGAACAAAAGAGGCACUCGGCGAUACUCAAUGCGCAUUCCCACUUAUAUGUAGUGGAUGCUAUUCGGACCCGAACGUUUGAGCCGUUCCAUCCCAGGCAACGCAAGGGACAGAGUAAAGUUAACGGAGUGCGGAGCCCGCGCAACAUGGACAUUAGGCAUGCACGGCAAGUGAUCGCGGAGAGGGAAUAAAAGUUAGAGAUCGUGGGUGAUGGAUGACAUGGAGAAGUCCGUUACCUUGGAACGGGGUCUAGAAUAUGGAGGAUGUCGGAAUGUUUUGACAACAACAGUCGACAAAGGCCUGAUCUUGACCAUCUUGUCGGAUGUCCUUUGCAGUCUUUGUUUCGGAGACAGCCAUAGUCUCUUUUACUAUGACAAAGCAGUUGAAAUGCGGUAUACAUGAACCGAGAUUAAUAUCACAUGUGGCCAAAACUAUUGAAGUCUAGACACGAGAUCAAUAUGCACUUGAUCAAAUGACCAACUGCAUCAUUUGACUAGCAGAUUCUUAUUCCGAAAUUUUAUGUACAUAAUUGAGGCUUUUGCUAUGUUAGACCAUUGAACUCUAUGUCUGUUGACGUCGUGCUGAUCCUCACCUCUAAAUCUCUCACCUCAAAACACCUCCAACGUCUCACCAAUCCAACCCUUCUCGAAUCUCUUCAAGUUGCUAAUCCCCUCAAUCUCCAUCCGGGGAUAACCUGCCAGCCAGCAUGCACGCAACCCUCCCCAUCCCACAGGAUAAACGCUCCCCCGGGUCUCUCUCUCGGUCUUACCCACAGGUCGCGUAUCCGCCUCAUCGUCCUCUUUUUUCCUUCCCCAGUCCAGUCCCCUUCAUGGGGUGUGCAGACUUCUCCUGGAGAGCUUAUCGGUCCUUUGGGACAGCGAGACCGCGGGCAAGCGAGGUUUUACAUCCCGCAUCCUCCGCAUUUGUGGGAGAUUUCGCGGGCGGUGGGAAAUUUUUGCUGUUCACAUGAGGGUUUCUAACAUACGAUCUCAGGGCAGGCAUCUAUUUGGAGUUUUCGUAGGUGUUCUGUAUUCAGAAGGUGAGAAGCUAUCAUAUCAUUGCUUCAUCCUUGUAAAUCCAGGCAUAUCAGUCUGAGCAGUAUUGAGGUCUCAUAAGGGCUACCCUGCACAUACGUCCGGAAGAACACUGAGAUAAUGAGAUAAGUGCAAUUCGAAGUAAUUAUGUAGUAGAGGGAUUGAAUGAGGGGUUUUUUUCUUUCAGCGCGUAGGCAUAUGUCGUAGUUCCGCCCAGCCAGACGAUUGGCACGUGAAUUCACAAGUCCAUUUCCGCAUGACAACGCCAAGUCUGAAUCAAGAGCUUGAUCGUCAUAAAUACGGCAAUUGGAAUAUUCAGUUCAGUAUCGUUGUGAAAUCUUAGCUACUUCUAUUUAGCUUGCUGGCUGACCCCAAGCCCCUGAGUUGGGACGGUCUGGAAUGGGUCUUGUUUUUGGAUGCUGUCCAAUCUUUAUGGCCUCAAAGACUACAGAUAAUGAGAAACAUAACUUCCUAAGCCCUAACUGUAUUAUACGUUCAAAAGCGGAUCCACGAUAUAUCCGGAG
Messenger RNA from Fusarium verticillioides 7600, 2140 nucleotides. RefSeq lists its product as hypothetical. The coding region runs from base 1146 to 1562 and encodes 138 amino acids. The transcript is spliced from 2 exons. Lineage: Eukaryota; Fungi; Ascomycota; Sordariomycetes; Hypocreales; Nectriaceae. The record is from RefSeq and is a predicted model, not a curated record.